Messenger RNA from Acaulospora morrowiae, 375 nucleotides. NCBI's taxonomy places the organism in Eukaryota, Fungi, Glomeromycota, Glomeromycetes, Diversisporales, Acaulosporaceae. The record is from the annotation of a GenBank genome assembly.
AUGGCCGAUCCAAAUAAACCCAGAGGUCGCCCCCCCAAAACAGGGAACAAAGGCCUGUUCACAAAAGACAUACGACUCUUGAUGUACGGGUUUGGGGAUGAACCAAAUCCAGCCCCGGAUUCGAUAAACGUAAUGGAAGAGUUGGUCGUCGACUACAUAACCGAAAUGUGUCACAAAGCUACGGACAUAGCCAAAGAACGAAAGGUCAAUGUCGAAGACUUUAAGUUUAUACUAAGAAACGAUCCGAAAAAACUGGCUCGUGUUGAAGAAUUAUUGCACAUGGAACAGGAAAUCAAGAGGGCAAGGCAAAACUUUGAUGUGAAAGAAAUUGACGAGCAGGCCGCCAGAAGGUUAGAAGCACACGAAAAUCAGUAG